Cajanus cajan (pigeon pea) is the source of this 2381-nucleotide messenger RNA. RefSeq names its product Pentatricopeptide repeat (PPR) superfamily protein. Gene Ontology annotation, molecular function: protein binding. Lineage: Eukaryota; Viridiplantae; Streptophyta; Magnoliopsida; Fabales; Fabaceae. The record is from RefSeq and is a predicted model, not a curated record.
CUCAAUAUUCGAAAGAGUAAAAACAUGUUUAAAUAAAAAAGAAAAAAGAAAAAUAAAAUAAAUAAUGUGAUAAAAAAGAAAGAAAAAGAAAAUACAAAAUCCACAUGUGAGUUUGUAUCGUAAUGAUGUACUUGGUUGCUCAAUUCAUAUUCGAUUCAGGCGCCGGCGCGUCCUAUUGGUCAAUGGUCAGUACACACACAUUACAGUACUUGGUUGCUGCACUGUCUCUCAUCUGCUUCGCAUUUGCAAUCGCAGGUUCAUAAACUUACUUCCAUUACCCUCUCUUACUUUUCACUUUCCACCAUGAAGUUCCUUAAACUCUUCAAUUCCAAACCCUUCAAACGCCCAACUCUCAAUUCCCUCUCCCAUUCUCAUUCUUCACUCUCCCAACCCCUAACACCUUCCACACCCCUCACCGAAUCCACACUCCUCCAUUCCAUUGAAUCUUCUCAGUGGCAUUUCAUCGAACACGUUGCUCCACACCUCACUCCCUCCCUCCUCUCCUCCACUCUCACCUCCCUCCGCCACAACCCCCAACACGUCCUCCACCUCCUUUCCCAUCUCCCCAAUUCCCUCGACCUUGCCGCCUCUUCCCUCGCCGUUACCAUCCUCUGCCGCCUCCCCUCUCCCAAACCCUCCCUUCACCUCUUAAAACGCCUCAUUCUCUCCGCCACCACCAGAGCCGUUUUCGAUGAGUUGGCGCUCGCCCGCCACCGCCUCGACGCCAAGACUACUCUCGUCUUUGACCUCCUUGUUAGGGCCUACUGUGAACUCAAGAAGCCCAAUGAGGCUCUGGAGUGCUUCUACUUCAUGAAGGAAAAGGAUGUUGUGCCCAACAUUGAGACUUGCAACCAGAUGUUGAGCCUGUUCUUGAAAUUGAACAGGACUCACAUGGCUUGGGCUCUCUAUGCGGAGAUGUUCAGGAUGAACAUCAGGUCAAGUGGCUACACUUUUAACAUCAUGGUUAAUGUGUUGUGUAAAGAAGGGAAAUUGAAGAAGGCAAAGGAGUUCAUUGGCCACAUGGAGGCUCUUGGAGUGAAGCCUAAUGUUGUUACCUAUAACACUGUUAUUCAAGGGUAUUGUUUGAGAGGCAAGUUCCAAGGGGCUCGUGCGAUCUUUCAGAUAAUGAAAGAUAAAGGUCUUGAGCCCGAUUGCUACACGUAUAAUUCGUUCAUUUCUAGGUUGUGUAAAGAAGGAAGGCUUGAGGAGGCGUCUGGUUUGCUUUGUAAAAUGUUGGAAAUCGGCUUGGUUCCGAAUGCGGUAACAUAUAAUGCAUUGAUUGAUGGGUACUGCAACAAAGGGGAUCUGGAUAAGGCUUUUGCUUACAGGGAUGAGAUGAUGAGUAAAGGCAUAAUGCCAUCUCUGGUCACCUACAAUUUGUUUAUCCAUGCAUUAUUUAUGGAAAGAAGGAUGGGGGAAGCUGAUAAUUUGAUAAAAGAAAUGCGAGAAAAAGGGAUGAUGCCUGAUGCUGUUACGCAUAACAUAUUGAUUAAUGGAUAUUGCAGAUGUGGGGAUGCGAAGAAGGCGUUCAGCCUUUUCGAUGAAAUGGUGGGAAAAGGGAUUCAGCCAACACUCGUCACAUAUACAUCGCUUAUAUAUGUUCUGGGUAAGAGGAACAGAAUGAAAGAGGCAGAUGCCUUGUUUAGUAAGAUUCGGCAAGAAGGUCUGUUGCCGGAUAUUAUAAUGUUUAAUGCGUUGAUAGAUGGUCACUGUGCGAAUGGUAAUAUUGAUCAUGCUUUUCAACUCUUAAAAGAGAUGGAUAAAAUGAAGGUUCUUCCUGAUGAAAUCACUUACAACACCUUGAUGCAAGGAUACUGCAGAGAGGGGAAAGUGGAAGAAGCUCGGAAGCUUCUUGAUGAGAUGAAGAGAAGGGGGAUCAAACCUGAUCAUGUUAGUUACAACACACUCAUUAGUGGUUACAGUAAAAGGGGUGAUAUGAAGGAUGCUUUUAGAGUUCGGGAUGAGAUGAUGAAUAUAGGAUUUGAUCCUACGAUUCUCACUUACAAUGCUCUUAUACAAGGCUUGUGCAAAAACCGGGAAGGUGAGCAAGCUGAAGAGCUCCUCAAAGAAAUGGUAAGUAAAGGCAUCACUCCUGAUGACAGCACCUACCUAUCUAUAAUUGGGGCGAUGGACAAAGUUGAUGACCUGGAGGAAAAUGAUGAUAAAUAAAUUGAAAUAGAAUGGACGAAUGGCUGUAAUAGAAGAAAAUAGUUUAUUCAGGGACCUGUGUGGAAACUUCAAUAUUAGAAGUUAUCACACAAGCAUCUCAGCAUUCCUUAAUCUACAAGCUGCAUCACUGAGCAAACAUGUGCCUGUGUAUGAAGUACAAGUUAAUGGGGUUUCUGAAAAACUUCAAAUUUUCCGUAGCUCAUUGCUUUUGU